Molecule: messenger RNA, 3656 nt
Organism: Sphaerulina musiva SO2202
Lineage: Eukaryota; Fungi; Ascomycota; Dothideomycetes; Mycosphaerellales; Mycosphaerellaceae
Exons: 3
Coding region: 71-2521 (816 amino acids)
Source: RefSeq, a predicted model, not a curated record
CGCAGUCGCCCGCGCAGCUCUAUCCUCCUGGUCGUCGUAGCGACGGACGCAGGCUCGCUGUGCCCACUGCAUGAACAUGGCCAAGGCGUAUUCAGCGACGGCCGUCGCGCCAGGACCAACAAGCCGUCGCACCCGCAGUCAGAGCGCACAACCACAAGAAGCUGCCAACACGCGUACAACUCGCAGCAGACAGAGUUCCGCAGAGCCGCGCGUCGCAACUGCGAAGAGCGAUGCUCGCAAGAACAAUGCCCAGAAUGCAGCCAAAGAACUGCCGACUGUCGACGAGAAUGGCAUUGGCGAAGAGGACGAGGCGGACACCGAAGACCAGGUCGAAGCACAGACCGCAGAGGAGGAGCGCAAUGAACUUCAGACUCGUCGCACCUCCAUCGGUUCGGCUUUCUCGGGCACCACUGCAAAGACAUCGUUCUCGCAAGAGGAAAUCAAUAAGCUUGACCCUGACGUGAUCUGUGAUGUGCUGCCCGAUGCUCUCACAGCCGCGGAUAGAUUGGCGCAGCUGCUCCUGCCAAGCGGCCUCAAAACACCACCAGAGACGUGGAAGGAGAUCAAGCGCACUGGCUCCAAGCACAACAAGCUGUACUCCACACGCUGGGACUCUCUACGCAUCCUGAGACCGAUUCUGACGAGCGUCGAGUACGUCGAACCGACUCACGUCCUACGGGCAUUGCUGAAGGUUCAGUCCGUGGCUGAUGUGCAGCCUGCUUCUUGGCGACCGGACAACAUCUUGUACAAAAUCAAUAUGGCGCUCAUGUUGCGAGCUGUGCUUGUCCUUUGUGAUCCGUCCGAUUGGACCGAGGACGCGACCGGAGCGUUGGAGAGCCUGGACAUGGCAUUUCCAGCUUGCAUUGCUGGUGGCAAACUCGAUUUUUAUGCUCUCCAGCUAUGGCUAGAGAUCGCCGCACAUGUGACCAUCAGGAGGUUAGACUCUGCCAUUGACAGCGGCGCAAGCUUCUCUCCCCACGAGGAAAUUGACAACGUCUUCAAUGAUGGCAAUGAGGAAUUCAAACAUUACAAGGCCUUUGGCUUCAUGUCAGCCAGCGAAGACGAUCGGGAACGAGGCAUGGACAUGGUCGAACAGCGUCUCACUUUAUUAAAGGCGCCCUUUGACCAAGAUGGUAUAGAUGCCACUGCCUCUAAUGGACAUCUCAAAACCCAGUUCCGCUGGGAUGACUUUCGGUCUAACACGCUGAGGUACUAUGGGCCCCGCGCCGAGGAAGUGGAUAGACACAUAGAAGCUGCGGGCGGGGUUGGAGCAAUCGUGAAGGGCCUCGAGCAAGAAGCCGACCGUGUAGCGAGCGAGAAGACGGCUGAGCGGAUGAAGCAAGAGUAUACCAUGACUAGCAAGGCUUCAAGACAAAGCUUGGGUGGAAAAAGCGCCAUGGCCCUGCUGAAGGGACGGGAGAAGCAGAUCACGCAGCAACAGCCUGCACCCGUGGCGGUCAUGUCCGCACCGACUGCCCCUCCGCAAGGUGAGGACGUUAUCGUCCACGACUUUGGAGCUCAGCAAGAACUCGAAGAUUAUUCAGAGGCACAAGAGCACGAGGAGCCUGAGCUGGCGCCCCAGUCGACUGCGCAACAAGCCGUCGCUAGGCUCAAUGCCGCCCAGAGACAGAAUGCCAAAAAGGAAAAGGCUCGUCUGAUCGAUCGGCAGGCCAAUGCGGAGCGCAUCAGCAGUAACAUGUUCGAAGAUAGUCAGCCGGAGACUACAUCGACUGCACCCAAACGCACUCAUGCAGAGAUGGAAGACGAGGCGCUAGACGACUUUGAGCCCACACCGGAUGCUGGCUUUGAGAACAGUGUCCGCGACUACAGCAAUGCUGCGCAAAGGCGCGCCGAAGUGGCGUUCCAGCAGGCAACACAGAGAGCGCCGCAACGCUCCGCUACCACUGCGUCUCAAGGCAGCCCAGGGGCAGGGACAGAGCUCUCGAGACAGUACGCGUCUACACAGCCGAGCCCUGCCAAGAGACAACGCAAGAAUCCCGGCGCAUCGAUCCCUCCACCACGAUCACGACCACACCCUGAAGACCCCGAAGUCCCGUCGAGCGAGUUCUACCGACAGGCAAAGGAAGAUGCCGCAUACAACCGCGUCAGCUCUACGCAGAGACGCCCACCUCAAAUUCGGCAACCCUGGACAGACGAAGAGGAAAGCGCACUGAUCGAUCUCAUUGUGGACCAUGUGGAGGAGGAAGAAAGCAUCAGCUACUCCAGUCUCAAAGCCAUUGAUCGAUCUCUCGAAGAAACAGGAGAAGCGAAGCUCAUGCAAAGAAGCGCAGAGGACAUCCGAUUCAAGGCGCGGAACAUGAAGCUCACUUUAUUGCUCGCCGACAGAAGGCUCCCAAGAAAUUGGGACAAGGUCGUACUCGAUCGAAAGGCCAUUGCCAAGUUGCAUUCUCGGGGUAUUGCGUACCACCAGAUGCGGAUCAGAGCGAGUCGGAGGCGCUCGGCGGACGCCCCUUCAUCUCCAAAUGUUGGGGUAUCAUAUACGACUGGCGGCGACUUGUGAAGAAUUUAUGUUACCGAUGCGCCGCGAGUACUCUUUUCUUGUCGAUGAUACCAUUUCGUAACUUGUGAGCGUAGUACUGUACCCUUAUUUAUCCUAUUGUUGCAUUUUCGACUUCUGAACAGCUCCUCUCCUCUUUCUGUUCCAACAAGUAUCUCUCCCUCGCAGCCUAUUCGCAUAUAUCACUUGCAUAUCGCAGAAAUCUGCCAGCUAGGACAUUCUUACGGCAACGACCUAAUUACUACCUCUGCGGGCAACUCACAGCUGACAUGUCUUCUUGCCGUGCCAUGUGGAUCUUGCAGGUCUUUCGCCUUGUUCGCCAUCUCGUUGAGAUCCCAGUCCCAAACCUCGGUCUUCCCGUCCAUUCUCCAAUCAAAAUUACUCUCAAAGCACCAAAUAGUAAUGUGACUAGAAGAUGUUUCCGGUGGUGAACUAAUCGAUUUCAGGACCAGAAACGAAUCGUUGAGUGCAACCUCUUGCAUCUCACCGUGAGCCUCCCCCAGGAGUGCCACUGCAUCCACCCAUCGUCGAGACGGUGGUAGUCCUUCUGUAGGCGACGCGUCGUCCCUGAUUUUGUAUAUUGGUGUGAUGUCACUAAGACGAGGGUGAGUGUGUACAGCUCCUUUCCAUAUUGACAAGCGCCGAAUGUCCUGAGGACUAUAAUGAUCCGGAAAGGGGUAGUGCUGUCUGUAUAGCUUUCCCUUCUUGGCAUCGAACAUGGGUAUCAUACAAGUCAGUGGUCGAACGUGAUUCAUGGUCUUUGCAAAAGAAGUGGAGAAAGCCCACUGUGAGCGUAAACCGGUAGGAUGAGGUGCUGCCAAAGCGCCACCUUCAAGUCUUAUAAGGUCAGGUUGCAUGGGCAACCGCAACACGUCUUCUUGUUCUACUGCCGCUAGAUCAGUUCUUCCAAGCUGACCAGGCUUGUUGUGAUAUCGCUGAUGCGCGAACCACAGAAACUCUGACUGGUCAUCAGUACCAUGGGCCAAAGCCACUUCAGAAGAGUAGAAGAGGUCUGUAGUUCCAGUAGUCUCAUUCACUAGCAUGGACGAUGGUGCUAUGCGCGGAACGCCCGGUGAAGCAUUGGCUGGAGGCGAGUGGGAGCCUUCAACAGGUGCAGUCUCGGUGGGAGAUGGAUAAC